AUGGGCCCUCCAUUGCCACCAUCUAGUAUUGGAUAUCCUCAAAUAAGCGGAUAUCCAGGUAUGCAACAAAACUAUCCUUAUCAACAGCCACCUCCUCCACAAGGAUACCAACAACAACACAACAACAACAACAAUAAUAACAACAACAACAACAACAACAACAACAAUAACAACAAUAACAAUAGCAACAACACUCAUAAUCAUAAUCACAACACGCAUGGCAAUACCAAUAUUAAUAACAACAACAAUCAUCAUAAUCCACAACAACCUGUUAUGUAUUUAUACACCCCUCAACAGAACCCAUAUCAACAACAUAUGAUGAUUCCCCAAAAUCAUCAUCAACAACAACAUCUCCAAAUGCAAAUACAAGCACAAUACCAGCAAUUAAUGCAUAGUGCAAAUAGUGUAACUAACAGUACCAAUAACGCUAGUACCAUUGGUAAUAUAAGUGGUAUGGGUAGUCCAAUGAACCCAGCGAUUUCUAUGAAUGUUAGCAGUAGUGCUGGGAAUAUCCAUUUAAAUAAUAUUAGCGCUUCUAAUAAUAGCAAUGGCGCUAAUAUUGGUAACAACAACACCAACAAUAGUAAUAGUACUUCCACUUUGACUCAUAAGAAAGAAUAUUUAAAGAAUAAGUUUCAAUUCAAUAACAACUCAGAUGGUGCUUUGAAAUUUGAAUUUCCUUUUUUCAUCAAUUCUACUGAAGAUGAUUUUUAUGUAGGAAAAUUGAAGAGAAAUUUAUUAAGAGAAAAAACUUUGAACCAAGCCCCAAAGAUAAUUCCUCAGGAUAUAUCCGAGAGAUUAGAAGCAAUCCAAAGUGCCGAGGUGGAAAAAAAGAAGGUCGGAAAUGGUAUUACUAAUACUUCUGCUGUCGUUAUCACCAGUUCUCCAUCCGAGGAUAUUAAAAGUUCUACCAAAACCACUACUCCCAAUUCCCCAAGCAAUGAUAUCAAGACUGUUGGCACAGAUGCAUCUAAUAUUAUGGUUAAUGGCCAUAAUACUACUAACAAUACGGAUGUCGAAAACGUAAAAAAAAUUGAGAAAUUGAAGGAACCAAUGGAAAAAAAGGAAACUAUUACUAAAAAAUUAAAUAAGGAUGAGGAGAAAAAGACAAUAAUGAAGCAUAAGACAGAUUCUGUUAGCAUUCCUGAAACUAAAUCGGAAAUGAAAGAACCACUUAAAAAAGCGGAAAAAGAACAAACAAAAAAUGAUAGUUCCACAACUGCUAUUGCUACUAAUUCCACUGUUUUAAGCAAAAAUGAGCAGAAAUCGACAACAAAACAAAAUGGAGAAAAAGAAAAAGAAAAAGAAAAAGAAAAAGAAAAAGAAAAGGAAUUUAAGCCUGUUGCUACUGCUCCUAUGAAUUGGGCUGCGUUAGCAUCUAAAUCAUUAAAUAAUUCCAAGCUUGCAACUGCCUCUACAAAGACUAAAGACUUAAAGAAAAGUGGUACUACUCAAUCACCUUCUUAUAGUCCAUCCUCUAACACCACUAGUGUUAAUGCUACAUCUACACCAACUACUUCUACCACCAAAACACCAUCAGAAGAUAAUAAUAAUAAUAGUAGUAGUAAUAGCAGUAGUAGUAGUAGCAGCAGUAGUGUCAUCCCAGCCCCCCACAAAAGACCAUCUUCUACACCAUAUGUGCCACCAAGUAACAAGACACAGGAAUUGUUAGGGGUAGUUUGUUUAAGAACCAUGUUUGAUGAAGACUUUCUUCCUUAUACAUUAAAGAACCUCACAUCAUCUGAUUCAAUUCUGAAAAACAUUGAGCCACGCGGUAUUGUUAACACAGCAAACAUUUGUUUUAUGAGUUCUAUCUUGCAAGUUUUGAUGUAUUGUACCCCAUUCAUUGAAUUGUUAAAUUUAUUACAAACCAAAAGUACCAUUAGAUCGGUAGUUACACCAUUGUUGGCUGCUUUAAUUGAAUUUUUUGGAAAAUUUACUACAACUUCUGACAAUGAAGACGCUGCUGCAGAUGCAGUGAAACCUGAUGAUUUUUAUAAGGUAUUGAAUAAAUUACCUAAAUUUAAAUCUUUAAAGUGGGGUCAGCAAGAGGAUGCAGAAGAAUUUUUGACACAGUUUUUAGAUCAAUUGCAUGAGGAAAUGAUCGGUUGCAUUACUGACUUGGGGGAAAAUGAUAUUAUGACCUUAAUAAACACCACUAGUGAUGCUUAUUUGAAACAUGUUUUCUUAGUAAAUUGUGCUAAGUACAAAAAAUCACGUUACUUGGAACAGUCCACAGUUCAGUUCAAGAAAUUAAUCGAGGAUCAUUUGAUCAUGGUUGGCGAAAGCAGUAAUAGCGUUGUAGGAAAUAGUAAUGAAAAUGGUGAGUGGCAUGAAAGUGCCAAGGGGAAAAAGGGUAAAACUGCAACAAAGAGAACUACUGAAGUGGAACCAUCGCCAAUAUCAAUUAUUUUUGGUGGUCAAUUUAGAUCUGUUUUAGACAACUUAACUAAUAAGAAAGAACCUCAGUCGAUAACCUUGGAUCCCUUUCAAACUAUUCAAUUAGAUAUUAGUUCAGAAGAAGUUAAUACUUUAGAACAAGCAUUUUUGACUUUCAACCAAGUUGAAUAUUUGAACUAUAAUAGCAAUGAUAAGGCCAAGAAACAAACAUUUAUUGACAAAUUACCACAAGUUUUAUUGAUUCAAUUGAAAAGAUUUAGAUUUGUUUCUCCUAGCGAAGAUAAUAGCAAAAACGAAUUAAGAAAUUACAAUGAGUAUAAUGGCUAUAUUAAAAAAAUCAAUAAAAAAAUUACAUUUGAUUUAGACUUGGAAAUACCAGCACAAUGUGUAUCCCAAAGCACUUCAUUGAAUAACAUGAAAACUUAUAAACUAACAGGUGUAGUCUAUCAUCAUGGUAGUAGCCCAUCUUCCGGACAUUACACUUGUGAUAUUUUGAACCAACAAACUAGUAAAUGGUAUACUAUUGACGAUGACAAGGUUAACGAAAUUACAAAGAUUGAUGUUUUAAAAUGUGGUAAUGAUUCAAGAACACCAUAUAUUUUAAUAUAUACUGCCAAUACAAAGGAAUAG
Saccharomycodes ludwigii is the source of this 3030-nucleotide messenger RNA. RefSeq names its product mRNA-binding ubiquitin-specific protease UBP3 (gene UBP3). The coding region runs from base 1 to 3030 and encodes 1009 amino acids. Gene Ontology annotation, molecular function: cysteine-type endopeptidase activity; cysteine-type deubiquitinase activity. Gene Ontology annotation, cellular component: cytosol; nucleus. The transcript has a single exon. Gene Ontology annotation, biological process: protein deubiquitination. NCBI's taxonomy places the organism in Eukaryota, Fungi, Ascomycota, Saccharomycetes, Saccharomycodales, Saccharomycodaceae. The record is from RefSeq and is a predicted model, not a curated record.